Molecule: messenger RNA, 3725 nt
Organism: Epinephelus lanceolatus (giant grouper)
Lineage: Eukaryota; Metazoa; Chordata; Actinopteri; Perciformes; Serranidae
Gene: znf366
Product: zinc finger protein 366
Biological process (GO): regulation of transcription by RNA polymerase II
Cellular component (GO): nucleus
Molecular function (GO): RNA polymerase II transcription regulatory region sequence-specific DNA binding; DNA-binding transcription factor activity, RNA polymerase II-specific
Source: RefSeq, a predicted model, not a curated record
UGCUAUCCGUGGACGGGCGGCUCAUUGUCAGGAGAGUUGCAGUGCGAGCAGGAGGGAGAGAAACGCAGGUACAGGUACAACGGCAUCAGCUGCAGCAGCACUUCAGCCAACAGCAUCACAGAAAACACACUCUGCUACACUCAACUGCAAGAAGAUGGAAACAGACGGAGUGAAUUUCUCACCAGCAAGAAGCCCUCCUCUCAGAGAUCAGCUAAGACAAGCAUCUCAGCACAGUUUCUAUCUAAGCCCACCUCCACUCUACAUUAAGCCCCCAAAAUUCUCCCCUCCUCGAUACCCCAGCAUAUCACCCAGCAGAGACACCUACAGUGCGUUCAGCCCCCCUGCUUUCUUUCCCAUGCUCAGCCCCGGUUAUGCUCAAAAGGAAGGAUCCCAAAAACGCAAAAGAACUCCUUUCAAAAUGGACGCCCAGGGAGGUGAAUCUCCUGAUGGGGGAGCAGAGGAGGCAGAUGAGAGCAGCAGUAAGAAGACGGUGCACCUCUCCCACAUCCCCUUUUCCCUCCCACCUCGCCCCAUUCCCUCCCCGUCUCCUAAACCCAUCCCUGGUAUGAUUGAGCUGAACAGACUGCAGCUUCACCCCAGAUCACCAGGUAUGAAUCUACCUGUGCAGGUGAAGCAGGAGCCUCUCAGUCCUUCCCCAGUUUGGCCUCCCUCUCCUCUCCUCCUCCACCCUCCUUACUUCCCACCUCUGCACCACAGCCUCCUCCCAUACCCCUUCUUCAUGCCUGGCCCCGUCAUGCACCUCUCCCCUGGUUCUUUCUACCCAAGAGAGGAGCUUCGCCCUGCUCAUCGCAGCCGUGAGGGACCUCCUCGCAGUGGGACGACAAGCGCUGAGAAACUAGGUCUAAACAUCCAUGUGGAUGACAGUUAUUAUGUAGACGUAGGUGGAGACCAGAAAAGGUGGAAGUGUCGUAUGUGUGAGAAGUCCUACACCUCCAAGUAUAACCUGGUCACGCACAUCCUGGGGCACAACGGCAUCAAGCCGCAUGGAUGCCACCUGUGUGGGAAGCUGUUCAAGCAGCUGAGCCACCUGCACACACACCUGCUCACCCACCAGGGCAUGAGGCCACACAAGUGCCAAGUGUGCCACAAGGCCUUCACUCAGACCAGCCACCUGAAGAGGCACAUGAUGCAGCACAGUGACGUUAAGCCAUACAGCUGCAGUGUGUGUGGCAGAGGUUUUGCUUACCCCAGUGAGCUUCGUGCCCAUGAGCUGAAGCAUGAGAAAGGACAGGAGAACGUAUGUGUGGAGUGUGGUCUAGAUUUCCCCACGCUGGCACAGCUGAAGAGGCACCUGACCGCCCACCGUGGCCCCACCCUAUACAGGUGCGCAGAGUGCCAGAAGACUUUCCAGUAUCCGAGCCAGCUUCAGAACCACAUGAUGAAACACAAAGACAUCAGACCGUACAUCUGCAGCGAGUGUGGGAUGGAGUUCAUCCAGUCGCACCAUCUGAAACAGCACACGCUCACCCAUAAAGGGGUGAAGGAGCACAAGUGUCGCAUCUGUGGUCGUGAGUUCACCCUGUUGGCCAACAUGAAGCGCCACGUCCUCAUCCACACCAACAUACGGGCCUACCAGUGCCACAUGUGCUUCAAGAGUUUCGUCCAAAAACAGACUCUCAAGGCUCACAUGAUCGUCCACUCGGACAUCAAGCCCUAUAAAUGCAAGCUUUGUGGGAAGGAGUUCAACAGGAUGCACAACCUCAUGGGCCACAUGCAUCUCCACUCAGACAGCAAACCCUUCAAAUGCCUUUACUGCCCAAGCAAGUUCACGCUGAAGGGGAACCUCACCAGACACAUGAAGGUCAAACAUGGCGUCAUGGACAGAGGGCUGGAUGAAAGAUUGUUUAGGCAAAGAGGGCGAUUCUGCCUGUCCACUCCCAUGGGCCUCCUCACCCGCUUCAGCCAGGAGGAGCCAUUUGACCUCUCCCAGAAGCCCCCAGGCCUGCCUAGCCUCCGCCUCUCCCAGUCUGAUGGUGAGAGCGUCCCUGGAAGCUCGUGUCAGGAGGAGGAUGAGGAGAGUUUGUACAGAAGGAGCCAGUACAGCCCUGAGGUGGACCAACAUGAGCCGGCAGGCGAGGACCAGUACAUCCCUGAGCUGGAGGAGAGACAGCAGGGGUCUCCAGCUGAUCACAAGACAGGGGAGAAGCAGAAAGAAAUGUAUCAGCAUAGCUUAGAUGAACAGAGGGAGUCAGCAGCAGAAGGAGGUGACCAGGCGGACCUCUUACAGUCAGAAGAGACAUCGGAGAUGGCCUAUGAGUCUGAUUUAGAGCUAGGUGACCAGGUGUACCACCAUGAGACAGGCCGGAGACAGAUGUAUGAUUAUGACUCUGAUUCAGAACUAGAAGAUGAUCACCAAGAGCUAGAUGAGCCAGAGCAAAGUGAACAGCAGAUGGAUGGCUUUAGUGACACAGCCAUUGAUGUAGCAGGGAGGAACCAGAACAGAUCGGAGAAAGGUGAAAUAGUGCGUCGCUUGCGCACAAGUGAAUUCAUGGGUGUAACGGGUCCACAGGAUGAAGAGAAAGACAAAGUAGACGAAGAAUGAGGCGAAGAUGCAGGUUUUUAGCAGCCCUGAUAUCAGAGGAAAAUGCUGGCAUUGUGCGUUUCUGCAAACCAUGAAUACAUCACAUUUUUAUGUUUCAUACAUAUCAAUUUAAUGUUUCCAAAGUGACAUAGUAUAUGAACUGACUUUGUGAUCGGGGGAUGGAGGGGAUGGUUUAUGGUGUGUCACCUAGGUGUGAUGCCUGCCAAGCUACAGACCACAACAGACCACUGUUUGAGACCAACAAACAACAAAACCUGUUGUUUUUUAGCUGUUAAUUGCUGUGUUUCCAGCAGCUUUUUAGCCACCAAACAUAGGUGUUUAUUAGUCACCCACUGUUGUUUCUCAAGCAGAGGUAGUGCCCCAAAAUCUGGUUAUUUAAGCCAAAACAUGAUCUUUUUCUAAUCAUAACCACCUGGUUCUUGUGCCUAUACCUAACCACACAUUCAACAAACGUUAGGUUUCAACAUGUAACAUACCUGUGGUUUGCAGAAACGUACAAUGCCCACAUUUUUUCAGGUGACUGGGUUGGUUUUAAAAGAAGGCUGGUGGUUUUUCUGACAGGAAAGUGGAAGGAAAGUACGUAGGUCUCUACAUGAAACUGAUUAUGGAGGAUGUGAUAUAGUAGCUUAGCACAAAAAAAAAGGAAAGAUGAACAUAUCGUGUUGUUUAACAGAGCACAAAGUAAAAGUGAAGUAACUGAAAUACAAAGCUGUGAAGCAUAUUGCAUGUACAGAACAUAUCACACACUGAUUAAUAGUCAUUGACAAGAGGUUAAUGUGCAUUUAUGAACGGACAAGUAUGAUUAGGGAGUGGCUUUGUGAAUAAAAUGCAAAAAUAUUUUUGUUUUUCUACAAACACAUUUGCAAUAUUGACUAAGAUAUGCAAUUUUGUUUUAACUUUGACUCUUAAAUGUGUAGUAAAAUUAAAAAAUGUGUUAUUUUUGUUUGUUUGGGGGACAUUGUGACACAGAUAGGACAAAGCUUGGCUUCCUCUCUUUAAGCGUCUUUGUUUUAAUGACUCAUGUUUAGUGUUUUUUUUUUUAAUCUAUAUGCUUUUGUUAGUUCAAUUUUUUGGUGAGAUUAUUGUAAGGCAGUGUAUUGGUCACCUGAAUGUGAUUUUGCAAGACAAAUACAAAAAUAAAAGCAUGAACCUGUGCAAUAAA